Molecule: messenger RNA, 2122 nt
Organism: Cucurbita moschata (crookneck pumpkin)
Lineage: Eukaryota; Viridiplantae; Streptophyta; Magnoliopsida; Cucurbitales; Cucurbitaceae
Exons: 6
Coding region: 631-1590 (319 amino acids)
Source: RefSeq, a predicted model, not a curated record
UGAUUUCCGGAUACGCAUUCUGGAAAUCCCAUUAAAUCCCAUAAAUGAAAAUCUGGAAUUUGUGAUGCCUUUAUUUAUAUCUUCUUCUUCUUCUCUGCUUUGUGUGUGUGUGUGUGUGUGUGUUGUUCGUGGUGUUUCUGGGGAAAUCUGAGGUGAUCUUGAUUGAAGUGUUGGGGAAGAGUGGGCGUGUUUUGUUUAGGGUUAGUUAAAAGCAGAGGAGGGAGAACCCUGCACUUUACUUGCGGGAGUUGUUUCGAUUCUCUGUUCGCUCGACGGGAACCAGAACGGCUUUGCAUUUUGACGCCAUUGACAGCCAAGACUCUCAAACAGAGAGAGUAGAGAUUCUAACUUUCCCGUGAAAUUUGGUGGUUUCCGUUUCUAAUCUUAGAAAUUCUUUCACACGUUUGUGGGUUUAUCUCCAUUUUGGUUCCUAUUUUCUUCGCAAUCGGAAGAGCCUUUUGAAAGGAAAAAAAAGACUCCGAUUAUUCCUCUUCCUCUUCCUCUUCCCUUUGUCUCUCUACUCUUUCCCGGCGCUCUGUUCUUCGGUUUGCUUUCCGGGAAGCCUCUCUGCUUUGCAGGGUUGGGGGGAAGGCUCUGAAUAUUUCAUCUCUCUCCCUCUCUUCCAAGAUUAUGAUUCUUGACAAAGGGUCAGCACUGCAAUCCAAUUUGGGUUGCUUUCUUCAUUGCACCACGCCCCUUGUCAAUUCCCAAUUCUUGCCCAAGAGUGAGAUUAGGAAUCUGAAUCGUCUGUGGCAUCCAUGGGAGAGAGAGAGGGUUGAAUAUUUCACCCUCGCCGAUCUCUGGAAUUGUUACGACGAAUGGAGCGCCUACGGCGCUGGCGUUCCCAUCGCCGUCAACAACGGCGAGACCCUUGUUCAAUACUACGUUCCUUAUCUCUCUGCAAUCCAAAUCUUCACCAGCAACUCCACCAUCAAUGGUUUCAGAGAUGAGUGUGGUGACAGUGAAACAAGGGAUUCGUUCAGUGAUUCAUGCAGCGAUGAGAGUGAAAGUGAAAAACUAUGGAGAUGGGAUGGAAGCUCAUCGGAAGAGGGAGGUGGAUUAUUAGAACAAGACAGCCCUCUAUCUCUCAGUGACAGAUUGGGAUACCUUUACUUUCAGUAUUUCGAGAGAUCAACUCCAUACGGAAGAGUCCCACUAAUGGAUAAGAUCAAUGAAUUGGCUCGAAGAUACCCUGGCCUGAUGACAUUGAGAAGCGUGGAUCUUUCUCCUGCUAGUUGGAUGGCUGUUGCCUGGUACCCAAUUUACCAUAUUCCAAUGGGGAGAACCAUAAAGGAUUUAUCGACAUGUUUUCUGUCUUACCAUACGCUUUCAUCUUCAUUUCAAGAUAUGGACGUAGAAGAUGAGUUUGAGAGCGGAGAAAGGAAGAGGAAAGAAGGGGAAGAGAUGGCGCUGCGUGCAUUUGGGCUAGCGACAUACAAGAUGCAAGGAAGCGUGUGGAUAUCUGGCAAUUAUGGGCGGGACCAAGAGCGAGUGGUGUCUCUUUUGAGCGUGGCGGAUUCUUGGCUAAAGCAACUCAGGGUCCAGCACCAUGACUUCAACUACUUCACGGGGAUGAUCCGUCGUGGCUAAACCAGAAAGGGGUUUUGAACCAAAAAAAAAAAAAAAGAACAUCCAAAUCCAAAUCCAAAUCCCCCAUGGAUGGAUUUGAUUGAUUGAUUGACCUCCAAAAACAAAAACACAAAACACAAAACACAAAAACAAAAACACAAAACAAAAAAACAAAAACAAAAAAAAUCCUGGUUUUAGUUGGUUUCUCUGCUUUUGUGCAGUUUCCAUGGAGAAAGUUCUGCAUUUUCUUUUACUUCUUCUAACGUGUUCAUCUUGAUUAUCAGGCGCAGGCAUGCCUGAGUUUUUCAUGUUUGUGUAUGACUCUGUAAUUGGCUGUUCUUUUCUUGCUUUUUUUUUGUUUUUUUUGUUUUUUUGUUUGGCUUAGCGAUGGGGUGGUUGUGCAUAGAAAACUACUUACUGACUACUCACCAGGCUUGUUCAAAGGGAGAGGAAAGCGCAGAGAGAGAGCGAGAGAGCGUAGAGAAUGUUAUGAUUCUGUGAACUGUGAUGAUCCAUUUCCCCCAUAAUGAAAUGAUAAACAUUUAGCCCCCUA